CAGGUUUCGGGUCGGUGGCCUCGAUGACAGCUGCCUCCUCAUCAGGGAGGGCUCUGGGCACACCAUCUGCCCAUGUCCCCCACUCCCACCAGCCAAGGGGAGCCAUGCAGACACUCCUGCUACAAUCUGGUAGAUGCUCAGGGGCUAAUCCCCAAUUUAUCUACAUGGGAUCACCGCCUCAUUGUACACCUGCCCUGCCGCUUCCAACGCCACGCGCCUAGGUGGUUUCCAUGAUCGAAGGUCUGCGGGUGGCUUUUCUGUUUGGAAGGAUAACAUCAGAGGCAUGAAGACCCCCUUGCUGCACAUCCAGGACACAGUUCCAUCCUCCCACAUGCGGGGCCAACUCUGUAGGCGCCAGGCCCUGACCUGUCCUUUCAAAGGCUUGAAUGCAGUUCCCUGGGACCCCGCCACCAGGAGCAGCUUCUCAGGCGGCAGUGGUGAUCCUGGACUGCCCUGGGCUUGGAUGUGCUCACAGCCAAACACCAACCAGACUUGACCCAGGCAGAGCCAGGACCUGGGGGACACACCAGCCCUCAGAACAGCCACCAGGACCAGUCCAUUCGCUCCUGCUCCAGCUGGAACCACUUCUGCAGACCAAUCCUGGGGCAAGCACUUCUACAAGCUGGGUCACAGGCAGGUGGACAGAGGCUGUGCAGGAGGUGGGGCAGAGCUGGUUCCCCUCCUCCAGGUGCAGGACACUGUGGAGUUCCUGGGGGAGGUGAAGGGAUGGGGAGUGGAGGAGGGCACUCACAAGAGAGGAAAGGCCCCCAGGGAGUGCGGGAGCUCCCAGUUCCCAAUGAAGCAGCCCCUCUACCUAUUCCCACCUCUCAUGAAUCCUCGGGCAUCAGGCCAGAAGGGGCCUUAGAGUUAGUCUCCUGGACCAUCCCUGAGCUUUGCAGAUGGGAAGCUGACCUCAGAGUGAUGCAAGGUGGCCCCCAGGUACAGCUGAGCAGUCAGGAUCCAGCACCGUGACAGCAGAAAUAGUGGACACCCUGGCCCCUUGCCAGCCGUAGUCUCUUCACCCAGAAGAUGGAGGUCCCCCGGGGACAUAUUCCCCACCUAGACAGACAGAGGGCCAGAGCAGGGUCUUGUUCCUGUAGUCUGCUGACCACCAGAAGGACCAGGAGGAGGGGCAGCAGGGCACCUGAGGCUCCUCCACAAGCCCCUUACUGCCACCAGGGAGGCAGCACCAGCCCUGUGCCCUCUGGCCAGCUCCCUCUGCAGGGCUUGGAAGCUGGAGCCUCAGUGGGCAGGCAGGUCGCACUGGGUCUGGUGCCCACGUACAGCGGCAGCCCCCGAGGCCAACGUGGGCAGAGACGUCUGGAGCAGAUUGGGCGCAGGCUUCUCGGGGCAGGCACGGCCUCCGGCCAUCCUGAGGAGCAGCGCUGCGGGCCUCAGCUGCAGCCUGUCUGAGGCUGUGGACUCCCAUCCCAGUCCACUACCUGGCCAGGAGCCUCUCCCCACCCUGGGCUGGGUGAGUCCUCCUGGCAGGAGAGGAGUACAUCUGGGUUGGACAGUGUGGUCAGCAGGCGGCAGGGGCCUGGGAGGAGACUCCACAGCACAGGAAGCAGCCAAGCUCUGGGUCUGCCUCGGCCAGACCCUGAACUUUCCUGUCAAGGGUCAGCUGUCCUCCCCCUGGACGCCCACGUCCCCUGGAGCUCACUGGGAACCCAGGAAGCACAGCUGCGGUCCUUGCAGAGGUACCGAGGCUGGCAGCUGCCCCCAGGGAGACUCGCUGAAGGUGCCGAGAGGACUGUAAUCAGGAGCCAUUGAAGAAAAUUAAGUACAAACAACAGGUCCCUAGAGCCAGGCCAGACAGUGUCGGGGCUGCUCAAGGGCCCUGUCUACAGCGGAGGUCCACACCAGACACACAGCGCUGACUCAGCAGGACCAGGCAGCCAUUACCGGCCACUAGCCCUGUCCUGCCCCAUGGCCAUCUGCACCCUGGGCCCCUGAUCAGAAGCAGUUUCCAAGGUGCUCAGGAGUCUUCCUGCCCAGCCGCCAGGUCAUUGCCAGACUUGGGCAGCCCGUGCAGCCCCAGAUCCCUUCCUGCCUCCCAGAGACUCUCCCCAGGAAGAGCCAGCGCCCAGCCACCCCUGCCCCACCCUCCCACUGUCCUCCAAGGGCCCAGGAGCUCUAGGAUCUGCUCUUCCUUAGAUCCCCCAAGUGUUAUGUGCCUAUGGGGACCUCUUCGUGAUGGUCACCUGGUGGAGACUGACCACAGUGCUGUAGGGGCUUGGCUUCUGGUCUGCGCCAGCAGAGAGGUGCCCCAGGGCAUCAUGGCUGUGGCCACUAGGGACAUGAGCUCCCACGAGGGCUGGCCUGAACCCGCCCCCCGCCCGCUGACAAAGGCCUCGGCCCCAGGAUGUCGUCUCUGGUCAGCAAUGGUCACUGCUCUCCGACCUGCCCCUCUGCUCACUUUCUGGUCCCCACACAGGAGGGCAGUGGGUCCUAUGUAUCUACAGACAAAGCUGUGUGUGACCCGAGGGAGGCAGGCAACCACAAGCAGGCCAAGGUUCUACCUCAUCAGUGGAGGCGUCCCCUUCGUCAUCUGUGGGGUCACUGCUGCCACAAACAUCAGGAAUUAUGGGACGGAAGACGAAGACGCAGCCUACUGCUGGAUGGCCUGGGAGCCUAGCCUGGGCGCCUUCUACGGCCCCGCUGCCCUCGUCGUCCUGGUCACCUGUGUGUACUUCCUGGGCACCUACAUCCAGCUGAGACGCCACCCGGAGCGCAGGUACGAGCUCAGAGAGCGCUCGGAGGAGCAGCAGCGGCUGGCGGUGCCCGAGGGGGGCCACCGCCACGGGGCGCAGCCCUGCACCACGCCCGCCUGUGACCCCCUGGCCGCCUCGCAGCUGCAGAAUGAGCACUCCUUCAAGGCCCAGCUGCGGGCGGCGGCCUUCACGCUGUUCCUGUUCAUGGCCACCUGGGCCUUCGGGGCGCUGGCGGUGUCUCAGGGCCACUUCUUGGACAUGGUCUUCAGCUGUCUGUACGGCGCCUUCUGCGUGACACUAGGGCUCUUCGUGCUCAUCCACCACUGUGCCAAGCGGGAGGACGUGUGGCAGUGCUGGUGGUCCUGCUGCCCCUCCCGUGGGGACGUCCCCCAACAGCCCAGCACGCACCCCACGCUCGAGGCCAACGGGGACGUGCUGGGGCACAUGGCCUGCCUGCAGGACUCACCGUGCCCUGGCCAGGCCAGGGGCUUCAGCCACCCAGCACCAGGCCACUGCAAGAUGACCAACCUGCAGGCCGCCCAGGGCCACGCCAGCUGCCUGUCGCCGGCCACCCCCUGCUGUGCCAAGAUGCACUGUGAGCAGCUGAUGGAGGACGAGGCCCACGGUCACCUGCCUGAGGGAGAGGCCUUCCUACACGAGCCCCACCUGCACAGGUGCCUCGAGGGCAGAACUAAGCCCCACUACUUCCACCCCGCCGCCUCGGCCCCACGGGAGUACGCCUACCACGUCCCGUCCAGCCUGGACGGCAGCCCCCACAGCUCCCGCACAGACAGUCCCCCCAGCUCCCUCGAGGGCCCGAUGGGGGUGCACACACUGGCUUGCUGCACCCCAGGCGACCCCUUCCCCAUGGUCAGCCAGCCUGAGGGCAGCGACGCCAGCUCUGCUCUCUAUGGCUGCCCACCACGGCUGCCUCCAGGCCCAGCCCACUUGGAGAUGCUCCGCAGGACACAGUCCCUGCCCUUCGGAAGCCCUGGCCAGAACGGGCUGCUCAAGGGUGACCUCCGAGAAGGCCUGCCGUUCGGCACUGAUGGGACAGGCAACAUCCGGACGGGGCCCUGGAAAAACGAAACCACAGUGUAACUGGGGUGGGAGCCCAUCGGCCUCCCCAGAGCCACCAUGUCCCCAGGAGCUUCAGCACUUACAGGGGCCGUCUGCCAUCUAACAGGGACUGGAGGUCACCAGUGACGGGGCCUUUCAGAUGGGGCUCAGACGCCAUCACCAAGACCCUCUUUGUGAAGACCCCAGUGAGAAGCACUCUGGGCCGCAGCUGCACUGGCCCAGGUGGGCCUGCUGUCCACGAACCGUCACCCACUCUCCAUCUGUAGAGUCCAGUGCCCGGGGCAGCCCAGAAACACAGCACGGGAUUCUAUCCCAGGAGCCGCCCAGACCCCAGGCCGAAACAGCAGGGCGGUGACCAGCAGCCCUCAGCAGGGCCCCUGUGGACAUUCCCAGGUGUUCAGUGAGGGUGUUCUGAGUUCAUUCCAGGGCUGGGGCUGCUGCUUCUCCAGAGCACGCUUAUGCUGGGCACUGUCUGCAGACCCCUCUGCCAUCCUUAUGUCUGUCAGCCACACGUGGGGCACCCACAGGAGCCCCUGCCCACUCCCCGCCUCCAAGCCAGCCCUGCCCUGGAGGUCGCCCACCCUGCAGCCCAAGAACACCUUGGGUGCUGGAAGGUGAGCCCCACUCUGGAGCUGUGGGGAGGAGCAGCUGAUGGCUGCUGGCCUUCACGGGCGGGUCUGGAGGCCGUGCCUCUGGAGGAUGCCCAGAUCCUUCUCGAUGGACACUCAGCUUCCUCCACCAGCCCCUGUCAGGCCUAGGUUCUGCUCCAGUGUGGGCACACACUAGCAAGUUCCCUUGCACAAGGAAGAGGGGCUAACUGGGGGUGAGGUCACCAGACAAAGUUUCUUUUUCUCUUUUGCAUUUCCAUGAACAUCUAAGGACAGACAUUGAUGACGAGGAGUCUGUUCUGGAAGCAAGUGGCCCAUCCCUGGGCAGUGUCCUCCCGAGGCAGGAGCCCAUGGGUCCCACAGCCCUUCCAUUCUUCUUCUCCCCUCCCAGUCUGUGGCACAUGUGCACACACACACACACACACACACACACACACACACACACCAGAACAUGUUGCAUACAUGACCAAGUGCAGACACACAUUCAGUGUGCACAUCACACACAUGCAUGAGAGUGCCUGUACUGUACACAAUGUGAUGUGUGUGCGUGCAGGUACAUGCACAUGCCAUGCACAUGUGCACACAGAGAAUUAGGUGUUUUCCAGCUGCCCCAAGCAUGGGUUUUCACUGCAGCUGUGGGUGUCAGCAGCAGAAUCUGCUGUCUGUGUGCUUCACCCAUGUGCUCUGCUCUGCCAGCUGGGCAGGUGGCUUCAGGGGAGCAGAGCGUUCUCAUGUGCAUCUCAGAGGAGAGGGCAUGGAGAUGUGGAGUGCCUUCAAGCAGCUGCUCUGCAGCAUCGUGGUGGGUAGCCAUCCAGAGGCCGGCACUUGUUAUCUGAGCGAGAACCUGGGACUCAACACUUGGAAACCCCAAGAGAUGCCAUGACCCCCACAGACCUGCACCCAACGUGGACUCCUCCAUGCAGAGAGGCAGCACCGGGCAGCGAGGGCCACCAGGCAGGGUCAGUCCUCGUCACCGUGCACCUUCCCGCCUGCUUCCACAGCGGCACGUGGACCCUGACGGUCUGCACCAAAGCCUACCGUCCUGAAAAUACAGUGUUUGCCAUUGUCUGUCCUGGGUGAGACUGGUCAAUAGCAUCCUGUGUGGUCUCUCGCCCCUGAUGAGAAGGAGGGUCCAGGGGGUCUGAGCCUCAUUCCAUAUGCUCCCCUGGGCCCCUCAGGUCCUUUCUGCCCUUAAUGCCCCUGGCAGAGAGAGAGCACCUCAUCAUUCGACCAAAGAAUUCAGCAUUAAACACAACUGUGCUGCCUUUCA
Ictidomys tridecemlineatus (thirteen-lined ground squirrel) is the source of this 5672-nucleotide messenger RNA. The record is from RefSeq and is a predicted model, not a curated record. NCBI's taxonomy places the organism in Eukaryota, Metazoa, Chordata, Mammalia, Rodentia, Sciuridae.